Messenger RNA from Apis florea (little honeybee), 977 nucleotides. RefSeq lists its product as uncharacterized. The record is from RefSeq and is a predicted model, not a curated record. Lineage: Eukaryota; Metazoa; Arthropoda; Insecta; Hymenoptera; Apidae.
AUAGUUUAUAGUUUUACAAGGAAUCUUCAAUUUUUCCCAUCUAUUCUCGUUCUUUUAUAAUUUAAAACUUCCUCCAAAUAAACAAAUCGAUUUUAUACGAAUAAAAUAAAUGAUAAAAGAUCCUAUUCCUCGGAUAAGUGCCUAUCCAAGAAGGUUCAUAAAAAUGUAACAUUAUAACCAGCAUUGUAACACAGUGCACAUUAUGAUAAUGAUACGGUAUGUGCAUAUCAAGGUGGAAAAUUGUGGACAACAUUUUUCUCGUGGAAAAAAAGCUUUCUAUAGGCACCGUUUACUUGCAAUAGUCAGUGUUUUAUAAAAUUUUUUUGAAUCCUCUCCUUAAGCAAGUAUUAUAAUUUCCUCGAGAUAAAAAUAUUUUCUUUCUAAUCGACGAGUAAAUUUCCAAUUAUUCAUUUUGAUCAAAAUUAUCUCGUUAAAUGAUAAAAGGAGAAAUCGAGAAUCGCAAAAAUUUGUGUACUGAUAAUAAGUUUAAUGAAAAUAUAUUUUUUCAAGAAUUUUUUUUUUCAUUAAGAAUUAUUAUUUUUUUUUUCUUCAUUAUUUAUCGCUUUAUCAGUUGAAAAAAUGACCAUUCUACAGCCAAUUUUUAAUAUAUUAACAAUUUGCGGAUGUCGGAUGCCGUCCUCGUGUCGGACAUCGUACAAAAAGAUGCUGUACAUUUUGUACGCGAUAUUUGUGCUACUUUUGCUCUACAGCUUCUGUAUCUCGCAAUUUUUAAACGUGAUAAUUAAUGUGAGAACAGCAGACGAAUUAUGCAACAGUUUUUACAUGUUCAUUGCGUCGCUCUUAUCCUGUUGCAAGAUCGUCGCGCUUCUGAUGAAUCAUAAAGCGAUUAAAAUCUUUAGAAGGAGGCUCGAAGAGGAGCCUUGUAAACCUAUGAACAUCAAGGAAGUUAUGAUCCAAAAAAGUUUCGACAAAAAUAUCGGGUAAACGUUUAAAGUGUAUCCAAAAAUUGUUCUUUC